AUGGAUGAAGAAUACGAUGCAAUCGUCUUGGGUACCGGGUUAAAAGAAUGCAUUAUAAGUGGAAUGCUCUCUGUGUCCGGUAAGAAAGUACUGCACAUUGACCGUAACAAGUAUUACGGUGGAGAAUCUGCGUCAAUUACCCCUUUGGAAGAUUUGUUCGCAAAGUUCAACGCUCCUGCACCGGAUGAGACCUAUGGACGUGGCCGCGACUGGAAUGUGGAUUUGAUUCCCAAAUUCUUAAUGGCAAAUGGUUUACUUGUCAAACUGUUGAUCCAUACGGGCGUCACCCGGUAUUUGGAGUUCAAGUCAAUUGAAGGAAGCUAUGUAUAUAAAGGAGGCAAGAUCUCAAAAGUUCCUGUCGACCAGAAAGAAGCUUUGGCAUCUGAUUUAAUGGGUAUGUUUGAAAAGCGACGUUUCCGUAACUUCUUAAUCUAUGUCCAAGAUUAUCAAGAAGAAGACUCCAAGACGUGGAAGGAUUUCGAUCCCACCACUGCCAAUAUGCAAGCGCUCUACGACAAGUUUGGUUUGGAUCGAAACACUCAAGACUUCACCGGACACGCUUUGGCUCUUUAUCUCGAUGACAACUAUCUUCAGCAACCUGCAAGCCAAACAAUUCGGCGCAUAAAGCUUUAUUCCGAUUCGCUCGCGCGUUAUGGUAAGUCCCCUUACUUGUAUCCCAUGUACGGCUUGGGUGAGUUGCCCCAAGGUUUUGCACGUCUUUCUGCUAUUUAUGGAGGAACAUAUAUGUUGGAUAAACCAAUAGAUGAGAUUGUGCUUGGAGAAGGGGGAAAAGUUGUGGGAGUUCGCUCUGGAAAUGAGAUAGCCAAAUGUAAACAAGUAUACUGUGAUCCCAGUUAUGUUCCUGAUCGGGUCCGUAAGAAGGGUCAGGUAAUAAGAUGUAUUUGCUUGUUGGAUCAUCCAAUCAACAAUACAAAAGAUGCUUUAUCUACUCAAAUCAUCAUUCCCCAAAAGCAAGUUGGGAGAAAUUCGGAUAUUUAUGUGUCUGUGGUGUCUUACACCCAUCAAGUUGCAGCUAAAGGCUGGUUUGUGGCUAUGGUCUCUACAACGGUCGAAACUAACGACCCUGAAUCAGAGAUUAAACCAGGCAUUGAUUUAUUGGGUCCUAUCAGACAAAAAUUUGUAUCUGUGUCUGACUAUUAUGAACCAAUAGAUGAUGGCAGCCAGAGCCAAAUCUUUAUAUCUGAGUCUUACGAUGCUACUACUCAUUUCGAAACAACCUGCUUAGAUGUUCUCAAAAUUUACAAGAGGGGAACCGGUGAAGACUUUGAUUUCUCCAAAGUGAAGGUUGAGCUGGGAGAAGAAGAACAAUAA
Molecule: messenger RNA, 1332 nt
Organism: Leptosia nina
Lineage: Eukaryota; Metazoa; Arthropoda; Insecta; Lepidoptera; Pieridae
Source: the annotation of a GenBank genome assembly